AUGCUCUCCAGCAAACGCGUGUUGUAUGUUGGCGGUUUAGCCGACAGCGCUUCGGUACAAGUUGUGCGAGCUGCCUUCAUUCCUUUUGGUGCCGUCAAGAGCCUUGAUAUUCCCAUGGACUACGUCUCGGGGAAACACAAGGGAUUUGCUUUCGUCGAGCUCGGGGAUCCCGACGACGUGACUGAAGCCAUUUUUAACAUGGACGGGGCCGAGCUGCUGGGACGGACACUUAAAGUGAGUUUGGCUCAGGCAAAUCAGAUUAGCAAG
Molecule: messenger RNA, 267 nt
Organism: Phaeodactylum tricornutum CCAP 1055/1
Lineage: Eukaryota; Bacillariophyta; Bacillariophyceae; Surirellales; Neidiaceae
Exons: 2
Molecular function (GO): RNA binding
Source: RefSeq, a predicted model, not a curated record